AUGGCUCGGAAAGGUAGCCGAAAGGUGAGGACGGGAUGUUUGACCUGCAAAGUACGUAAGAUCAAGUGCGAUGAGAGCAGACCAUCCUGCAAGCGCUGUACCGCGACUGGCCGCAAAUGCGACGGCUAUCCACACGUCGCCGACUUGACAGAUGUCUCAUCCAGUUCCCCGGGUUCGGGUCCGUCAGUGGUCCUGACGGUCCAGCCAAGUCGCGCCUCUCCAGGAGUCAGUUCCCCAAGCGACAACCGCGCUCUGCAGUACUUUGCCGAAGCCGUGGGCCCGCUCCUCUCUGGGGCCGUUGAUCCUUACUUCUGGACGCACAUAGUCAUGCAGUUCAGCACAUUUGAGCCGGCCGUAACACACUCGAUUCUAGCUAUCAGCGACCUCUAUGAGCAGUUCCACACCGGAACCGACGAGAUCGUUGCCCCGCGGGACUACAGUUUUGCCGUGCGGCACUACAACGCGGCCAUGCGAGAGCUGAUAGGCAUGAAGACGCAGGACAAGCACCCCACGGUUCUGCUUGUCUGUGUCCUGUUCAUCUGCAUUGAGUUCCUGCAGUCUGGGCGCGAAGCCGCUAUUAAACACUGCAAGCAUGGGGUCGCGCUCCUACGAAAUACCCACAGCGAGUUCCCCUGGACGAAGGAGCAUCUUCUCCCACUUUUCCGACGCCUCACAGAGUAUUCGUUCUUCUUCAGCGGCGAAAAGGCCGACUUUCCGGACUUGAGCGGACUGGAACAUCCUGUGCCCCCCAGCUUUUCCUCGUUCCAAGACGCCCAGUUGAUGAUUGACGACCUCUACUGCCAAACCCUCCAGCUCAUGAAGCAAGGAUACCCUUUUCGUUCCCUGUCGCCAACAGGAAAUGGCGUUCCUCCGAAAUUACUAGCGCGGCAAGAAUACGUCAAUAGUAUGCUCGAUCGGUGGAGCAUUCUCUUUACCCAGUUGAAUAACCAGAGCAAAUACUCAUCCUCACCCCCAACUGAGGCAUCCGAGACAAAACCGGACUACGUACCGAAUAUGCUGCGUGGCUUUCUGUCCACUCGAUACGAGUGCUGCCGUAUCUGGCUGAAUAUGGCAUUCACCAACAACUUGACUGGCUACGAUAAGUACGUGUCAAACUACAGCCGACUAGCGAAAAACCUCGCCGAAAUGGUUGUCCAAAUAUCAGAACACUCGAAAAUGGAAGGCGUCCACGCCAAAACGUCGAAAUUCAUGUUUGAAACAGGGUACACGCCCAUGUUGUUCUUCUUCACGACGACAUGUCGUCAGCUGGAGACGCGGCUGGAGUUACUCCGGCUGAUGCCCAUUCUUGGACUCCCACGCGAGAAUCUGUGGGAGAUGGCGACAUUAGUUGCCGUGGCGCGGAGGGUCAUUGAGCUGGAACAUGGCAUUUCUCUCGACCCUGCAGGGCGGCCUACGGUUCCGGUCUCACCCUCGGCGCCUUUGCCGCCAAACGAAAAGAGGGUGGCGGAUAUUUGGACGGAGCCCAAGACGGAAGAAAAGAAUAUGAACGGGCACAUUGUGCGUGGAAGAGUGGUUGGGUUUUUCAGACGUGACAAGCCUGACGGUGGCACGUCUCUCCACACAGAGUUUGUGGAAGUAAGGAAUGUGAAGGAGGAGUUGGGAGAGGGGAUUGCGACGGUGGUAGUUCCGUAG
Colletotrichum phormii is the source of this 1653-nucleotide messenger RNA. RefSeq lists its product as uncharacterized. NCBI's taxonomy places the organism in Eukaryota, Fungi, Ascomycota, Sordariomycetes, Glomerellales, Glomerellaceae. Gene Ontology annotation, biological process: regulation of DNA-templated transcription. Gene Ontology annotation, molecular function: zinc ion binding; DNA-binding transcription factor activity, RNA polymerase II-specific. The record is from RefSeq and is a predicted model, not a curated record. Bases 1 to 1653 code for a protein of 550 amino acids. The transcript has 2 exons.